Rhodamnia argentea is the source of this 483-nucleotide messenger RNA. RefSeq lists its product as uncharacterized. The coding region runs from base 40 to 444 and encodes 134 amino acids. The transcript is spliced from 2 exons. The record is from RefSeq and is a predicted model, not a curated record. Lineage: Eukaryota; Viridiplantae; Streptophyta; Magnoliopsida; Myrtales; Myrtaceae.
UCACACGGCAGUUUUCUUCUCAUCUUCAAAACAAUAGCCAUGGCCAAUCUGCCCUCUCCUCCCGCUCUGCUUUUACAAGCCUCCGAAUUGAGGAGCCAAUGUCUUAAAGAUUACAAUAACCCGCGUCUCAUAGCGACUGUUAACAGUGAUAUUUUUGAAGCGCGAAGAUCCCCAGAGGUUUAUAAUGCCCGAAGAGCCAUGGAGGAUGCCAUAGUUGCUUAUACAAGACAAGCUUGUAGAGUCCUUGCAGAGGGCGCAUUAGUCGUAAGUAGCAUGGAGGAGAUUGAAGCUCUGUUGGUGCUACUCAUACGUGCUACACCACAUGAUCCGCUUCUAAGCGUGGUGAUUAAGGGCCCCGUACCGCAGGGGAAUGUGGUAGAUCUCCUCGUAGCGCAAAUGAGGGCCACUUUGGAGGGUGAAGGCAUUGUGUUGCGGCAUGGGUAAGAUUGUUUCUCCACUGCUCUUUUUCGUUUUAUUGCAACU